AUGUCUUCCUUGCACGAUAAAAAGAAGAUGAGUGGGUCAUGUGUAGAGACUCCGGAAGCGCCGGCUUGGCUAUCAAAACUCGAAAGUCAAAGAGAAAAAUUAAGUAAAGCCCGACUUGGUCAUGAUAGCGGCGCCGGGGCCCCUUGCAAUUCUUGCGGCCCAUCAUGUCCUGGAUUAGAUUUACAUUUUUGGAGGAAAGUGUGCCGCUCCUGUCACUGCAGCAAAGACGUCCAUGAUGUUCAAGAUGAUGAUUUAUCUGGAUGGGCGCAGUUUGAAUUACUUGGCACUGCAAAACCUAAAAAGGGUACAUUACCGCUGAUCAAAAUUCGUGGAGUAACAGACAAGCCAGUCAAACUUGACUGGGUGCCGCCAAAUGCUUCUACUGAGUUGGUAUCGGACUACAUGUCAUGUCUCGGGCCUUUGGCGCCGGUUUCUGGGUCUGAGGCGGCGAGGAAGAGACGAGCACAACUGAGGACGCAGUUGCCACCGCAUGAUGUCGCUCCUGCCGUCAGACAACACGCGACAGACUUCGAGAAAUCGGAACAUACCGAAUACAUAACGCGCAUCAAAGACCAUGUCGUGGGUAUGGGUAACGUCGUCAGAGUUGGACCACUUCAGAACGGUGAGGUCAUCUCUAUCGAGAACAGCAAGAUCCAUUCUGCACCCAAAUCUUACGCUCUACCUCUCAAAAUAUCUAACGUGUCUAGAGGAGUCAAAUACAACAUUGUGCCCAAAAACGCUUCUGACAAAAUACUUGUUUUGGAUUCGCAAGGAAAUGUUGUCAGCAGUGCUGCGAACCUUCCAGAUUACAAAUCAAGUCCUAUACUAUCUCGCAUAGUAAAAGAUAAACUCCAUAUUAUGCGUAUUGAAUCAGAUCGCAUCAAGAGUGCUGUUGAACAUGGCCCAGUUUACGAUAAAUUGUUCAAAAAUUUAGAUGAUCUGAACAUACCUGUCAGCAAUGAUGUAUACUUACAACCCAUUAAACUCUUCCGUGAGGAAUAUAACAACAAUCCUCAGUUCAAAGAAGAAACAAAUGAAUUCUCCAGUAAAUCUCUUGGAGCUCAAAUCAUGCCAGACUUGUGGUCGGCUAGCAAUAAUAAUGUAAUGAAUACUGCAAAGUUGUUGGAUAGUAGAAUACAGAAGGGGACAAUAUUUGCCCCAAAUGGAGAAAUAUGGAGCUGGAAACAUGAGCCAGUAACUCCAGAGCAUAGUGGCACUCUACGUUCAACGAAAAUUAAUCCACAAUACUCUACGGUCACAAAACCAAUCAAUCAGGUUGAACCACAGCAGACAACACCUUUGAGGGAGUAUCUUCGAAGUCAAUCUGAAGACGACCUCCCGCCGCCACCAAUGCCAAACUAUAAUACUUAUCCUGGUGCUAUUCCACCAUCGCCAACUAAUUUAGAAUGGAAUAAUCACCCUGUAGACAAUAUUCAACCCACGGAAAAUCUUGAAUUUCUGGCGCAAGCAAAGGUCUAUUCAGAGAACCCAGAUCAGAUUAUUAAUCAGCUAUCAGACUUAACUCUAAGUCCUGAUGAAAUAGAAUUCAACAGGAAACUAUACAAUGAAGGUGUUCCAUGCCAACGUUGUGAAAAAUCGAUGUUCGCUGGCGAAGUGGCGGUUAAAGCUGAAAGGGCUGGCCAAGAAGCUAUUUGGCAUCCACAGUGCUUUACUUGCAGCAAAUGUGGUGAGCUGCUCGCUGACCUUGUCUACUUCUAUUACAAGGGAGAGAUAUACUGUGCUAGAGAUUUGGCAAAUGUUUUGGAGAUUCCACGUUGUGCUGGUUGCGAUGAGUUGAUUUUCACUCGUCCUUAUACUGCUGCAGAAGGCAGAGCAUUCCAUGUGCAACAUUUCUGUUGUUAUCACUGCGAUGCCCCGCUCGGUGGGAAAAAAUAUGUACCCGAUGACAAGACUGGCCUUCCAAUAUGUUUACAGUGCUAUGAUCAGUUUUAUGCUGAACGUUGUCGUGCUUGUGGUGGCGUCAUUGGACCAGAGCAACAAGGAGUGUCAUGGGGCAAUACACAUUGGCAUGCAGACUGUUUUAUUUGUUCUGGUCGAAUGUGUGGUAAAAGUUUACUAAGUGGUCGCUUCGUUGUCAAACAAGAGAUGCCAUUUUGCAGUGUGCCAUGUGUUCAGAGCAGGAUAAAGUAG
Arctia plantaginis is the source of this 2151-nucleotide messenger RNA. NCBI's taxonomy places the organism in Eukaryota, Metazoa, Arthropoda, Insecta, Lepidoptera, Erebidae. The record is from the annotation of a GenBank genome assembly.